Panicum virgatum (switchgrass) is the source of this 1443-nucleotide messenger RNA. RefSeq names its product DNA-directed RNA polymerase V subunit 7-like. Bases 713 to 1240 code for a protein of 175 amino acids. Gene Ontology annotation, biological process: DNA-templated transcription initiation. The record is from RefSeq and is a predicted model, not a curated record. The transcript has 2 exons. NCBI's taxonomy places the organism in Eukaryota, Viridiplantae, Streptophyta, Magnoliopsida, Poales, Poaceae. Gene Ontology annotation, molecular function: single-stranded RNA binding; single-stranded DNA binding.
AACGUGUGCGAAAUCGAACACCCAUGUCCUAUACUGGGUCCGUCGCAAUGUUGAGUACGCGUACGGCGUACGCCCCUGGUCCACUGAAUGACGAUGCGGUGUUGGGUUGGGGUCAUGGAGGCAGGGUUCAGGAAGCAAUGCAUUGCCGGGAAACUAAGACUAGCAUUCGGAUCUUUACUGAAUCCGGUUUGCUGUUACUUUGAUUGGUUUUUUAGUGAUCCCCCCUCCCCCUCCGCUUACAGAAGCAAACAGACAUUGUGCAACUACAAUUGAAUCUCAAAAUGAUAACAUACUCAUGCCGCUGAAUUUUUCCAUAUUGAUUUUUUCAGUUGUUUUAUUAGAAUGUGGUUGUUUGUACUCCAGGUAUUGUUGUAGAGGUCAUGUUGGUAGAACUGGUUGAUGGGAUGUUCGAAAAUCCUUGGGUAGCAGUUGGGGUCUUGGACUUCAGAGUAACCAUCCCUUACCCCUAGUCCUUCCCUGCUGCUGCCACAUAUUAGUUAUGCACUACUGCAAUAGAUAGAUGCUUAAAAUUCUGCAGCACUAUGUUUUUUUAAUUUUUAUUGAUAUACGGGAAGUGUGAAAUAAGAACCUCACUUACUAUAACUCCAUCCCACAUAAUUUAACUGUCAAUACCUUUCUUUAUUUUGAACUUAUUUUUUUCACGAGAACUUCUCAAGGACACAGUGCAGGGUGGGCUGUGAGGUACUCAGCCAUGGUUUUUCUUGAGGCAGAGAUGUCAUGGAAUGUGUUGAUCUCACCUAGGGAGCUGGACCGCAAGGGCCUCCUGCUCCGCAAGGCUAUAAUUGCGCGUCUUCUGGAGGAUGUUACCAACAGGAGGGCUUCCAAGGAGCAUGGGUACUACAUUGCCGUCAAUCAGCUGAAGGCAAUAUCUGAAGGGAAAGUGCGUGAGCUCACUGGAGAUGUUCUGUUCCCAGUCACAUUCACCUGCGUCGCGCACAAGCCUAUGAAGGGUGAAGUCAUGGUUGGAUACGUGGAUAGGAUCCUCAAGCACGGGGUGUUUCUCAAAUCUGGACCCAUCGAGAGCAUCUUCAUGGCUGAGAAGUCGAUGAAUGACUACAAGUACAUUGGCGGGGAGAACCCAAUGUUCAUGAACGACCACUCAAAGCUGGAGAAGGACACCACAGUGCGUUUCAAGGUCAUGGGGUUCCGCUGGAUGGAAGCUGACCGCCAGUUCCAGCUCCUUGCCACGAUCGCUGGAGACUUUCUUGGGCCUCUGUGAACUGGUUCCACAGAUUAGACGUGGCUCUGAUGUACAUUUCUCGUUAGACGGUUGAUGGAUGGGCGGGCGGUUGUGAUGUGCUAGAUUUAACUUUGCAGUCAGUAGUUUGCUCUGUAGCGCCAGGACAUGGCCGAUGUAUGCUUACGGCUGAUGCCGGGCCAUUUGGCACCGUGGUUUAACAUGUACUAUGAUGGUGUCGCCAA